UUCGCCUAAAAAAAAGAAAAAGAAAAAGAAAAAGAAAGAGGAAUCCACUGCCUGCGUAAUAGUACAUAAUACACAUGCUCAUAGGUGGAAGGGCAGUUUCAGAGUAGUACUCCACUAAUUAAGGUGAAGAUGAGCUCGGAGGUAGCCGACGCCACAGCACCGCGCCGGAAGUUGUCGUGCUCCACCUACUUCGAUGCGCUCUGGUUUUGCUAUUCACCUGUACAUCAGAUGCAGCAAUACUAUCGGAUGGGUUGGCUGGAUAAUUGUUCCGCAAAGUGGAAUGCUCUAUUUGAUUGUCUAAACCUCAAAACCAAGAGACCUUCUGAGCUGGAGGAAAUCCUCGAGAAACGUGAGCAGGCCAACAAUCAUAUAUGGUCCCUUCGGUCACCUGAAGAAGCUGCAAUUCAUUGGCAAGAACUCUUCGGACAUUUGGAUGAAGUUGAAUGACGUGUUACCAUCUAUAGUUGCUCAUUGUUUGAACUUUUCUUCUGAGUAAAGAAGCAACAGCCCAAGUAAUUUAAUUAUUUCAAGAUCCUUGCCUUCAUUUGGCUGAUUGAUGGAGCGGUCCAUAGUUUUUUGAGGGAUUUUGUAGGUGUUGAAUAGCACUUUUUGUUAGCUAGCUCUAGGAGCUGUAGACACUGAACAGAGGGUUACUCUUUUUAUGUUGAACCAAGAAAGAGUGGUAGAUUCUGGUGAAACGUGAGAUCAUUUCAUUAAAUGGCUAAUUGAUUAAGGCUGGCAACUUUGAAUUUACUAA
Messenger RNA from Coffea eugenioides, 757 nucleotides. RefSeq lists its product as uncharacterized. The transcript is spliced from 3 exons. The coding region runs from base 130 to 447 and encodes 105 amino acids. The record is from RefSeq and is a predicted model, not a curated record. Lineage: Eukaryota; Viridiplantae; Streptophyta; Magnoliopsida; Gentianales; Rubiaceae.